CGACCUCGCAGGGCAAAUGUUAAUGUUUUGCUCCGUUAUUUUAGAACCUUUCCUCAGAUUACCGGUCAGUCACUGAUUUCAAAGUUCCGUGACCACCCAUUUCCAAUAUCUGCUUCCAAUUUGAUAUUUUUCAUUCUGAUUCGAUUCUGGGUAUCGCCAAAUUUCUCGAUUUUCCGCAUAUUUUGGAUUUGGAGAGGUUUGAAGAAAUUACCGAACUUUGGAAGGAAAAACGCAAUCCCAUGAUGCAACGAUGCGUUGAUCAUGUUCUUGCUGUUACUAAAGAGAUGAGCAUGUUUAUCUGUUUGUUAGUGCAGGUCAUUGAAGGCAAUUACUUAUGAGUCCUUAAACAAUAUUGUGAGGCUAAUCAACGGAGUAUCAGCCCUUUUGUUGGCAUUACUACCUGGGAAAGCUAAUAUACUUGAAGGUAUCCAUGGUUGGGAACUCAGGCCAACUUUCCGUGGACCGCGAUUUCCACGGUGGAUGGAGAAUGGCGUAUCGUCUUUCAACCAGUUUAUCCAUGAACUUUCUGUGGAUUCUGAUAAUUCAAGCCCUGAAUACUCAUCCGGAGAUGAAGAUAGUGAUAAAUAUAGUGAUAGAUACGAUUACCCUCCAUCUCCUGCAUCUCAGAGUUCUAGAACCUCAGAAGCUGGUUUUACCAAAUACAGUAGGCAUCAGAUGGAUUGGAUCCAGUAUAUCUUGCUUUUGAUUUUGUUUCCUUUAAAAUUAUUGCUGUGGAUUCCACUUCAUCUUUUACAGUUAGUUUAUUAUGGGGUGUUAAAAUCCUUGUCUAUUUCUGGAAAUAAGCGGCCUCCACAUUUACAUGCGCAUAAGAGGGUGCUAAGCCUCAAAGAACAUAUUAUCCACCGUACUACUGAUAGGAGACGUGGAGUUGUAGAGGAUCUUUAUCAAGGCAUAGAACUAUCUAUAGAAGCUGUCUUUGAUGUUGUUCACAAGGCAGCACAUCUUCUUCUCUCCCCUUCAGAAGCUUUUGGGAAAUUAUUCAGAUUGUUUUCGUCUCAUGAAGGCAGUAGCUCUAAAGAAGAUCGUGAUAGUGUUGAGGACACCUCCGUUUAUACAGCUACACUAGGAGAGAAUGACCUAAAACCUACAGAGAGGAAUAUCAAGUAUCAGCCUCUUAAUACAGAUGCCAGGACAUGUCAAGAUGUCAUAACGGACCUUGGUUAUCCAUAUGAAGCCAUUCGUGUGAUCACUGCUGAUGGAUAUAUUCUUCAUUUGGAAAGAAUACCGAGGCGAGAUUCAAGGAAAGCUGUUUUUCUUCAGCAUGGUGUUUUUGAUUCAUCAAUGGGUUGGGUAUCUAAUGGAGUUGUUGGCUCUCCAGCUUUUGCAGCAUAUGACCAAGGGUAUGAUGUAUUUUUGGGGAAUUUUCGUGGUUUGGUUUCUCGGGAACAUGUCAACAAGAACAUAUCAUCACGUCAAUACUGGCGGUAUUCCAUCAACGAGCAUGGGACUGAGGAUAUCCCCGCUAUGAUAGAUAAAAUCCAUCAAGUGAAAACUGCUGAAUUGAGGCUUUCUAAACCUGAUAUUGAGGAGGAAACUGAUACUGUUCAGCCUUACAAGCUUUGUGCAAUUUCUCAUAGUUUGGGAGGAGCUGCUAUGAUGAUGUAUGUUAUCACGCAAAGGAUACAAGGGAAACCCCAUAGACUUUCAAGAUUGAUUUUAUUGUCACCGGCCGGUUUUCAUGACGAUUCUAACAUAGUUUUUUCUAUGGCGGAGCUUCUAUUAGUUUUAAUGGCUCCUGUUUUGUCUCGUCUUGUGCCUGCCUUCUAUAUACCAACCAGAUUUUUCCGAAUGCUUGUCAACAAGUUAGCCCGGGAUCUGCAUAACUUACCUGCAGUUGGAGGACUGGUUCAAACUUUAAUGAGUUAUGUUGUUGGUGGAGACAGCUCAAACUGGGUUGGAGUUUUAGGAUUGCCACAUUAUAACAUGAAUGACAUGCCAGGUGUCUCUUUUCGCGUUGCUCUCCAUCUUGCGCAGAUGAAGCGUACCGGAAGGUUCAGAAUGUUUGAUUAUGGGAGUGCAUCUGCCAAUACGGAAGUUUAUGGCUCACCGGAGCCGUGGGACUUGGGUGAACACUAUGGACUCAUUGACAUUCCUGUUGAUCUUGUUGCUGGACAGAAGGACAAAGUGAUAAGACCUUCAAUGGUAAAGAGACACUAUAAAUUGAUGAAGGGUGCUAAGGUAGAUGUUUCAUAUAAUGAGUUUGAAUAUGCACAUUUGGACUUCACCUUCUCCCACCGUGAAGAACUCUUGUCAUAUGUUAUGUCAUGCUUGCUGCUUGUGGAUCCUAAUCCUAAACAUCAUGCGAAUCAAAGGGUUCUAAGGUCAAGGAGGAAAGGACAGGUUGCAGCUAGCGGGUAGAUUAUGAAAAAAUCACAUACAGUUCAUACUUACUGAAGUACUUCUGCCAUUUCUUGCAAGAGUCUCUGUGCUACAUGCAUGUUUGAAUAUAGAGCUACUCUGUAUACUAGGGUCAUCUUUUCCUACAAAUCUGUUUUCCGUUUGGAGGAAAAAUAGACCUUGAAAAUAUGUUGGAAAUGUACAUUGUAAAAUAGUGUUCUGAUUAUCAAAACAAACAAAGGCAUUAGAGUCUAGAUUAAUGUUGUAUUACUAUCAUGUGUGUUGGUAGUUCACUAGUGUUUUGUCUUUGACAAUCUCAAGUUGUCAUUAGAUUUCCCCAGGCUCACUGAUUGCAGUGAUACUUCAAAAGAUCUCUCUCUCGCUCUCUCUCUGUACCCUAUGAAGAAUAUGAGAUUAUCUUCA
Molecule: messenger RNA, 2781 nt
Organism: Cajanus cajan (pigeon pea)
Lineage: Eukaryota; Viridiplantae; Streptophyta; Magnoliopsida; Fabales; Fabaceae
Biological process (GO): lipid metabolic process
Source: RefSeq, a predicted model, not a curated record